Molecule: messenger RNA, 664 nt
Organism: Amaranthus tricolor (Joseph's coat)
Lineage: Eukaryota; Viridiplantae; Streptophyta; Magnoliopsida; Caryophyllales; Amaranthaceae
Product: auxin-responsive protein SAUR76-like
Exons: 1
Coding region: 117-467 (116 amino acids)
Biological process (GO): response to auxin
Source: RefSeq, a predicted model, not a curated record
ACACUAAACCCAUCUUCCCCCUAAAAUUCAAUAAAACCCCUCCAAUUUAUUAUAUUUGACCAAUUUUUCCCCCUUUAUCAUUUUCUUGUUACUUUGUUUCCAAGAAACCAAAUAUCAUGACAAAACUUGGAAAAUUUCUCAAAAAAAGUCUAAGUAGGAGAAGUUCAUCAUCACCAAUUGUUGCAAACUCUAACUCCAACAUCUCCUCCUUUGACUCGUCAUCGCCGAAAUCAGUCCCAGUGUUUGUCGGAAAAUCUCGCCGAAGGUACAUGGUUAACUCGGAAAUCCUCGAUCACCCGCUUUUUCGAGAGCUCGUAGAGCGGUCUAAUGCCGGAAGUCAUGGCGGCGUUGAGGAGGUUUUUGUGGAAUGUGAGGUGGUGUUGUUUGAACACUUGCUUUGGAUGCUUGAAAAUGCUGAUCCUCAACCUGAGUCAUUGGAUGAACUUGUCGACUUUUAUGCUUGCUAAUUACAAUUAUGCAUCUUACCAUUAACUAGGAAACUAAUUUUUUUUGUUUUUUUUAGGUAAAUUGUUUUUUAUGAAUAUUAAUAUUUACUUUUUUUAUUUAUGAGUUAACUUCUUUUAUAGUUUUGUAAUGUUUUUCCAACCUAGACAUGACAUAUGACACAUUUUCAUGUGUGGAAAAAUGGGUGAUUGUAAAAUUU